Molecule: messenger RNA, 6309 nt
Organism: Brassica napus (rape)
Lineage: Eukaryota; Viridiplantae; Streptophyta; Magnoliopsida; Brassicales; Brassicaceae
Exons: 1
Coding region: 3280-4605 (441 amino acids)
Source: RefSeq, a predicted model, not a curated record
GAUAAUUUGUAUAUCUCAUUAAUCAAAAGAAAAUUGUAUACGCUUCUUUUACUUUCUUCAAAAGAAAGUUUUAUGCUGUUAUAUUUUAUAAGAAACAAUCUUAUGAGUUUUCCUUUGGAAUACCACUACGAUUGUAGUAGCCGGUAGCCACACAACUGAAUCGAAAACGACAGCGCGUGUAAGUCGUCAAGAAGGAAUAAUACAUGGAAACGACACGAGGUUUCAACUCGAAACUAAUAAUUGGCGAAAGCGACACACGACAAAGCCAUUCCAGUAAUAUAGGCUAUAUAGCUAUAUAUAUAAUAUACGCCUUGUUUCGAAAACUAGUGCUUUGUUUUUUUCAGUCUCAUUGUUUUAAUUUAUAUUUAAAACAAAAUUAGAUUGUUGUUAUUAUUAUUUUAGAUAAUUUUUCAUUUUUGGGGUUUCUUAAAGCAGCUUUCGGAAUGGGCCAUGAACCUUAGAGCUUAGACAUGAAGGCAUCUAAGCUAAUCAUAGCCACCUAUCCCCACUUGCUGAAAUAUUAACAUGGGAAUUAAGUUAUAUGGUAUUAGUAUAUUGUAUAUUGCUGAAAAUAUUAGUGUUUUACUACAUAUUGUGGUAUUAAACGCUGAGUUUUAGUGAAAAUUAAUUAGAUUAAAGACCUUUAGGCGGAGGAAUACUCCCCAAAACUGAAAGUAUUUAUAUGGUACGUCUUCUAAUGAGCUAUACCAUUAAGAGAAAACUUGCAAAAAGAGGAAUGAGUUCAGAAGUUUGCUGUCCAAGAUGUAAGGAACCUGAAACACUGAUGCAUACCUUUUUUUUCUGCGAGUUUGCUCGGAAAGUCUGGGCUCAGAUCCCUCUUAAACACAUAGUUGACAUAGUUGUAGGUGAGACUUUCAAAAUAGCCAUCACCUGGUUCCAUAAAGUGAUAUGUCUCCUACCGGCAAGAGUAACGACAAAUAUCAUGUCCUGGAUCUGUUGGAUGAUCUGAAAAAAACGAAACAUGCUCAUCUUUGAAGACAAGAGCUGGGCACCUGAAGAGGUCGCAGCAAAAGCUUUAGGGCUAACAAGAGAAUGGAAGCAAGCUCAACAAGGACAACAGACCAAGGGGAAGAAGCUACCUCCUUACCGAUAUGACCAGAUCUCGCUUCGACAAGAUCUAAUUGAAUGUCAAACAGAUGCAGCGUGGGAUAAAGGUCAGCGCAAAGCGGGACUUGCUUGGAUUUUCACAGGUUUAGUGAAUCCAGUGCAAGAUCGAGGACACACAACACAAGAUUUUGUCAAUUCCCCACUAAUCGCAGAAGCACUAGAAGUCCGAUCGGGUCUCUGCAUUGGCGGCAACAAUGAAGCUCUCAAAGCUCAGAGUUUGCUCCGACAGCUCAACGCUCAUAGCAGCAAUCAACAACAAAUAGCAAAUGAAGGAAAUUGUGGGUAUCGUCAGAGAUAUUUAAGAAAUCUCCUCUGAGUUUGAUUUUAUCGUCUUUUCUCAUAUUCCUCGCAAGAACAAUGAAAGAGCAGACUCUUUGGCUAAACAUGCUUUUAGAGCUGCUUCUGUGUAAUCUCUUCUAGUGGGUUGACUUUGCCUCUUUGGGCUUUUAAAUUUAAGUAUCUUUGUGACAAAAAAAAGUGACCAAAUCUUUAAAACUUGAGAAGAGCUUGUAUUCCAGCGGUCUCUUUUUCAUAGGCGACUGUUAGAGAUCGCAUGUUCGAUUUUCUGUCGGCGUGGUGGUACCACAACUCUUCAAAAAAGAAAAGGAACUUUUCUGGAUUUGAGACACCACUUGCGGUGAGGUCUAGUCACUAUAAAAAAUUUCUUCAAAAUAGUUUUACUUUAUUUAUUAAAUGUUUAAAACUUUUAUAUUAAAUUUGGAGUUUGAUUAUAUGAUUUCUAUAAAUUAAUAGGUGUAACAUUUAAUGGGAUUAAUAACUAGAAUAUUGUAGAUAAAGUCAUCGUUCUGGUUUCGAAUAUUAUAUUAGAUGUUUAUUACAGAUACAGUAUAUAUAAAUUAAUUAUUAUAUAUUUUAUAUUGUAUAAACUGUUCUAGAAUUAUUAUUAGUAGUACUAUUUAUCAUAAUAAUCUAUAUUAAAUAUUUAAAUUUACCUAAUUAAUAAUUACCUGUAACAAAAUUAGAACAUCAAUUUUUUAUGAUGUAUGAAAAGAAAAAACGCUCAGCUCUUAUUUUUUUUAUCUUAUUGUUUUUUCUUUAAAUCUUCUUUUAUUAUUUGUUGGUAUGCUUUCAUUGAGUGGGAAGAUUCUGUAGUUUUUGUGAUUUGGAAUAAAAAAAAGUAAGAGACGAUUUUUAAUUUUGUCAUCUUCUGCAUAAAUAUGUUUUCUUAUAUAAUUUGUUGUUGGAUCGGGUGUUAUGGAUAACCCCUCUUAAUCCACUAUAUAUUAUGUUUCUCAAUAAUAUGAUCCACCGGAAAAGAGAACAUAUAUAAAAUGAGAAAUUUAUCCAAUACAACUAUAUGUACUUAAAUAUGUUGAAUAUUCAUAAUUGAAUAAUACUACUUAUCUACUAACAAAUUAAGACCAUGUUUAUCGCAAGUCCUUAAUGGGAUCCUUAGCCAAAAGAAAUGAAUUAAUUAAAUCAAAAUAAAAGGAAAAGGAGAUUAUCGAUCCUUAAUGUGGGAUUUUUGUGAUCGGUAAUAAGGGGGGUUUUAGAGGCACGUGUCAGCACAAGAGGCAAAAGUAUUUUUUUUUUCUAUUUUCUUUUCUGUUUUCCUUUUUUUCUCUCCUCACUUCAUUCUCUCAUCUCUCUUCGUUUUCUCCGUUAACGAAAAAGAAGUGGUCCGACGAUAGAUCGAAACCCACGACCGUGACUCCACCACCGAUCUUCCGUCGUGGUUCUCGUCAUUUCAUCUUCUCCGUCGCCGAUCGAAACAACCACCGAUCGAAACCACCACCAAUCGAAACCCACAACCGAUCAAAACGCAACAGCAAUGACGGUUGUACUUAUGUUUGUAUGUAUGUGUCACAAGUGGUCACAAGGUUGUAUGUCUUUUACUAAUGUUUGUAUUUAUGUGACACGAGAACAAGUCACGAGAUGUUGUAAUCUAUACUAGUCAUUUGCUCUAUAUAAAGAUCUCAUUCACCAUCCAUUGUAAUCACCAAAACUUCUUCUCACCUUUUCACCAAACUCUCUUCUUCAGAGCUUGUAAAUCACCAAACGCUAUCCUUCUUUUUUUUUAAUCACAACUCCUACGAAUUACCAAACACUCACCUUUCUCAUCUCAUCUUCUCAUAGCUAUUCUCAGGAAACGCUAUUCUUCUUUUUUUUUUAAUCAACUAUAUUUAUUCAAUGGCUUCUUCUUCUCAUAAUACUUUCGAACAAGAUGAUGAAAGUUUUGAUCAAUAUUUUAAUCAAUAUAUUGAUGACUAUUUUGAUCAAACACUCGAGAAUUUAGCCAAUAAUAAUGGUGAUCAAGAAGUGGAAAGAAGAACAAGAAAAAAACGAGUUCAUAUAGAAAGAAACCGGGAAGAAGGCGAUAAACGUUUAUGGAAUGAUUAUUUCAGUGAAAAUCCAACAUAUCCUGAAAAUCUAUUCCGACGACGAUUUAGAAUGAACAAGCCAUUGUUCCUGCGUAUUGUUGAUCGACUCUCUAAUGAAGUUGAAUACUUUCGAGAAAAGAAAGAUGCUCUCGGAAGGCGUAGUCUCUCUGCACUUCAAAAGUGUACAGCAGCCAUUCGUGUCUUGGCGUAUGGUUCUGCGACUGACGCUGUUGACGAAUACCUCCGACUCGGUUCAACUACUGCUCGGUUAUGUGUGGAACAUUUUGUCGAAGGAAUAAUAAAUCUAUUCGGCGCUGAGUACCUACGAAGACCAACACCGGCUGAUCUUCAACGUCUACUUUAUAUUGGUGAGCAACGUGGAUUUCCGGGGAUGGUAGGAAGCAUCGAUUGUAUGCAUUGGGAGUGGAAGAAUUGUCCCACCGCUUGGAAAGGGCAAUAUUCACGUGGUUCGGCUAAACCCACAAUCGUAUUAGAGGCGGUUGCUUCGUACGAUCUAUGGAUAUGGCAUGCGUUUUUUGGACCUCCAGGUACUUUAAACGAUAUCAAUGUUCUUGAUCGCUCACCAGUUUUUGAUGACAUAAUAAACGGUCAAGCUCCGCAAGUUACUUUCUCUGUCAAUGGAAACGAGUAUCGUUUGGCUUACUAUCUCACCGAUGGUAUUUAUCCGAAAUGGGCAACUUUUGUCCAAUCUAUUUCACUACCACAAGGUCCGAAAGCGGCUUUAUUUGCUCAACAUCAAGAAGGUGUCCGAAAAGAUGUUGAGCGUGCUUUUGGAGUCUUGCAAGCUCGAUUUGGGAUUAUUAAAAAUCCAGCACGUAUUUGGGAUAAAGCCAAAAUCGGGAAGAUUAUGAGAGCAUGUAUCAUACUCCAUAAUAUGAUAGUUGAAGAUGAACGAAAUGGAUACCGUCAUUUUGAUGUUUCAGAGUUCGAACAAGGAGAAGACAACGGAGGUUCACAUGUGGAUCUCACGUAUUCUACGGACACGCCUUCAAAUAUUGCCAAUAUGAUGGGUGUUCGAACUACUAUUCGUGAUAAACAAAGACAUCGACAACUGAAGGCUGAUUUGGUUGAACAUAUAUGGCGUAAAUUUGGACAUAAUGAAGACAACAACUGAAUUUAGAUGUUUCUUUCUAAAUUUUCUCGUUUAUUUUAGUAAUCUUUGUUUUUAUGUUUUUAUUUAAAAUCCUAUCUUGAAAAUGUUUCUUUAAUUAUGUUUCAUUUAAUAAAUAAAAUUGUCUUAAAAUUUUUUUUUUUCUUAAGAACCCUUAAUUAAGAAACUACCAAUGGAGGCACAAAAUCAAACAAUUUCUUAGUAGAGUUCUUAAGUCCACUAAUGUACACUUAUAUAGUUAAAUAAUCAUUAAGAAAUCCAUUAAGGAUCCAAGGGAUAAACAUGCUCUAAUACACAUGGAAGCAAUGCCAUUUAUUGUUAUGCUCGGAAAAUGCUAGGCUAGUUAUUUUUCUUUUCUUUUUGGUAAAAGCUAGGUUAGUUAUUGUCUGUUCAAUAAACUUUCUAUUAAUUAAAUAUUUUAUAGCUGACUAAAUCGUAGAAAAAUAAUUUUACAAAAGAAAGAUCACAAUAAUAUUAUCUAACACUGUAUGCUAAUUUCUUUUAUAUAUAUUCAAAUCAAAAGAACUUUUAAAAGGAAUUUUAUACCAAAACUCCGCUAACAAAAUUGUGAAUGCAUAUCCAUCCAGUAGAUAUAUUGUUUAGUUAUCUUCGCAAAUACCCAGUAAUAUGUCUAAAAGACUAAAACAAAAUAGCCAUAUUUUCAAUUCUUGAUAGUAGAACAUGCAUUUUAUAUUUCAAAUCAAAAUUUCUUUCCUUGAGGAAGACAGGAGCUAACGAGUCUUUACCAACUCUUCUGGGUUUCAUUUGCCUUCUGCAGGCGUUUUCUGGGCCUUCUUUUUUCUAUCUUCUCAUGGAUUAUGGGCAAUUGAACCGAUUAUCAUGGUUCUAUCGGUUCUUAUGUAUUAACUUGGGCUAAAGUUACUCCCCUUGUUCACUUUGUUUUUAGUAUCUUACUAAGAUGGGUUUAGUGUAAUGGAACCACAAAACGCACUCUUUGUAUUUUUCCCACUGCUCAAACUCGAACCGGAAUAUUAUUAAGUAUUUGAUUUGGACAAAUCUAAUCUGAUUCUUACAAAGCUGAAAUCGAACCAGGACUGGCUCAACAUUGUUAGGGGCCAAAAAAAAAAAUUUAUCCUCUAAAAUUUAUAUUAGAUAAUGUUUAAUAUAUUUUAAAAUUUUAAUCAGUAAUAUUUUGUAUAUUUUGUAAUGAAAAUAAAACUAUAUACAUAUCAAAUAAUUUUAGAUCCUUUUUAAUUUUAUUUAUUAUAUAUAAAAUAUAGAUUUAUAAAAAAAUUAAACCCUUUAAUUAUUACUAUACGGGGAACAUUUGGAUCUGGAACGAUCGCACCGUUUGUCCCCUUGUGAGCUGGCCCUGAAUCGAACCAACAACUGGAUUAAGUCGUGGCAAGGUUUGAAACUGAACUGAACCGGUUUGAGAAACAAAAUAUCAAACUAAAACCAUACUAAACCAAUCGAUAUUAGGAAUUGAACCAUGCCUUUGGAAUCGAAGAUUAAACCAAAACCAUGUUUCAUCAAUCAGUAACAUGGAGACGCGGUUGUCUUGUAGGGUUAUCGCUCUUACCAUGUUUGGGUAAUGGUGGAUUGGGAACCGCACGAACCAAUCGAUUGUUAACUCGUCGUAGUUGCAUAGAGGAAAAGCGUCAUUUUUGUAGCAUGAAAAUAAACAAUGUGAAGAAACGGAACCAAAGAAAAAAGAAACGGAACCAAAGAAAAGCUUUUCUUGAA